AUGACCAUCAUCGAUGAGGAAUUCAAGCGCCUGAAGAAGAUCCAAGAGAACAAACUGAACAAACACAUCAUGGAAUUCCUUGGUGAUACACACAAGGCGAUCCUAUUUAGGGGUAUAUGCAACCCCAAAGGCCCGUACAAGAAAUCUCUCAUUCAUUUCGCUGCGAUGGGAGAUUGCACCGAGCUUCUUCAAAGUCUGCUGGACAUUGGUGCUCCGGUUGACGAUCGUGAUCAGAAUAAGCGAACACCCCUCUCUUGGGCCGCUGAGUAUGGUUCUUACAACGCCGCCGAAAUCCUGCUGAAAAAUGGAGCUAAGGUUAAUACCCUUGAUUAUAUGUACACGUCACCUCUGUCAUGGCUGGAAAUGCCGGCCACGCUGAAAGCAAAGGCCUCGAAACUACUAGAUUAUGCCUCAAACAGAACGGCGCAACUAUGA
Penicillium argentinense is the source of this 435-nucleotide messenger RNA. RefSeq names its product ankyrin repeat domain-containing protein. The record is from RefSeq and is a predicted model, not a curated record. Bases 1 to 435 code for a protein of 144 amino acids. NCBI's taxonomy places the organism in Eukaryota, Fungi, Ascomycota, Eurotiomycetes, Eurotiales, Aspergillaceae. Gene Ontology annotation, cellular component: cytoplasm; nucleus. Gene Ontology annotation, molecular function: protein binding. The transcript has a single exon.